AUGCAGUCGAUGACCCUUUUCCCGGCACCGUCGACCGCGUCUUCGCGGUUCUACACGCUCUGCGCUCAGAUCCUCCAACCCUCUUUCCGCCGCCAUCAAUCUUCCUACAGGCGAACAAGAUCCAGGCUUAAUAUCAAGCCAGAUCCGGACUUCCUCCCCUCCAAGACCGAGCUACACGACCAUAUCAUCUACAAUCCUCCCCCAAGCAUGCCCAAUGUCUAUCACACGCCCAAUAUCUUCCUGCCUAAAAACGACCGCAGAAAAGUGUUCUCAGACCCUGAAACCCAACAGUCACACUUGCAGUCGGCCCAGCAGCUACCGGCCAUCCCGCGGCAGACGGGGAAACGAUAUCACCUUGUGGAGAAAGACUUGGAAGAGAUGAGGGAACUGAGGAGGACAGACCCCACGCAAUGGAGCGUCAGUCGGUUGUCAAAGAAGUUUGACUGCUCUCCAGUCUUUACACAUAUGGUCGUCGAAGGGCUAGCCCCAGAAAAGGGCAAAGAGCAGAAAAUGGUGACCGAGAUUGUCAAGUCGAAUUGGGGCAAGAAGAGAAGGGAGGCACGCGAGGAUAGACAGAUUAGAAAGGAACGCUGGUAUAGAGAUGCCUGA
Fonsecaea multimorphosa CBS 102226 is the source of this 609-nucleotide messenger RNA. RefSeq lists its product as uncharacterized. Gene Ontology annotation, molecular function: structural constituent of ribosome. Gene Ontology annotation, cellular component: mitochondrial large ribosomal subunit. The transcript has a single exon. Lineage: Eukaryota; Fungi; Ascomycota; Eurotiomycetes; Chaetothyriales; Herpotrichiellaceae. Bases 1 to 609 code for a protein of 202 amino acids. The record is from RefSeq and is a predicted model, not a curated record.